UCGGGGCUGGCGAGCGCCAGCCUCGCCAUGGCGAUGCCAUGGGGAGAUGCUCCUAAGAGACUCUGCCUGAUCGCUCGCCACCCUGUCUGAAACGUGAGGCGUGGAGGGAGUGGGAUCGCUUGCAGCUCCUUUGGCACUUCAUUCCAAAACCCGCUAGCCAGAAGGAAAUGCAAAGCACUCCCUCGCUACCGGGCUGCCAUUACCUGGGCCAAAGCGAGCAAACCGUGAGGGAGCAGAAAGAGCAGGCAAAGGAGAGAGGGAGAAGAAUUUUCCUGCCUCGGUGACUUGGUGACUCGGGGAUCACAGCUUUCAACGUGACCUGCUUGCUACCCAGUCGAGAUGGAAUGAUUGGAAAAAGGGUGCCUGAAUAAAGUCUCGCUUUCUUUCCCAGCGUUAACAACUGUUCUGUGCCAUCCUACAGCCCCAGUCCCAAAUCAGCUACGGGCUCUCUCUGCGUUUUGUUGUCUUUUCUCAGCUUGCUGGGUAAAAGCGUAUGGAGAAUCUCUGGAGCUUUCGAGUAGGGGCUCACCCUGUGAACGGAGAGCCGUGCCAACCAACUGGAAGCGUGAGGAGAGUAAGGGCUGUCCUGCCGCCGCCUCGGCGCUCGGCUCCCGGCCGCCGCUCCCAGACAGCCCGGACUGCUGCGACACCCGCGGGACCCGAGCGGCGGCCUCGCUGCGGGACCUCACUGCGGCUCCCCGGAGCGCCUUGGGCGGGGGUCAGUGGCCCACAGCCCGCUUUCCCUCUGUCUCCACCCCAGCCAGCUCCCACUGCUACGCUGGGAGUUCGCGGGAAGGGAGCAACCAGGGACACCAGCACCGAGACUGUCCUGCCGGGGUGCUCCUGGGCGAAGUCAGGAGCACGGCGGGGGAACGCGGAGGGUGGUACGGGACGGGGCCAAAAGGUUUCUGAAGUCCUAAUGAGAGCAGGCAGCUGCCCUGCACACAAGCGGGCGGGCUUGGCUCGGCUGCCGGGAGCGCGGGUGCUGGGCAGGGGGCGCGACACGGAGCACAGGGAUGUGCUCAGGGCCAGCCUGCUCCCGGCAAAAUCAAAGCGGCCGGAGGGCAGGCUGCUGCUCUAUGCAGGUGCUUCCAUUUAUAUGUGUAUUUAUCUUGUAAUAAAUAAAUAAACAGAUAAAAGCGCAGCUGAAGCCAUUUUUCUAAAGGAAUUCUGCAUUACCGCUCUUUCCACAGUGUCAAUAAAUUGCUCCUUUCCGAAGAGUUUGUAUAUCCCAGCUUUUCUAUCUUCUCUCCUUCCUUUCCGGUUUUUCCUGGCUUUGAAAAGAAGCUUUAUAUUUCCGUUGCGCCUAUAAGAAGCAGUAUCGAUCCCCCCGCACGUCUGAUCCCCGCAGCAGCCGAAGGCGGCAGCGGGUCCCGGCGGGCGGGUGUGCCGGGGCUGGCCGGCAUCGCCAAGGCAAAGACGGGGCGCGCCUCGCUGGGACGGCGCGACGGUCAGACCGCGCCUAAGCACAGAUUUUCUUUCCCCCUUCCUCUUCCCGGCAGGACAUUCUGUACGUCCCUUCGCCUAGGAAGGACCCCGAUCCUUCCCCCAGUGGGACUUUCGAGUCGGUAGAAAAAAGAGAAUCGUGCCUUUGCGAAGUUUUGCCAGCAGGAGCAUUUUGUAAAAUGUUUGUUUAUGCUACGCAUCAGCUCGACUUCCAGCACCAUAUCGUUCCGAAAAGGGAAUAUUUUGUAUUGUGAUCCAUCCUUGUCUAACUUUGUUAGUAAUUACAGUAAAAUUGAGUAAGUCAUUGAUAG
Catharus ustulatus (Swainson's thrush) is the source of this 1757-nucleotide messenger RNA. RefSeq names its product translation initiation factor IF-2-like. The transcript is spliced from 2 exons. NCBI's taxonomy places the organism in Eukaryota, Metazoa, Chordata, Aves, Passeriformes, Turdidae. Bases 494 to 1129 code for a protein of 211 amino acids. The record is from RefSeq and is a predicted model, not a curated record.